This is a messenger RNA of Pteropus alecto (black flying fox), 1412 nucleotides long. RefSeq names its product spermatogenesis and centriole associated 1 like (gene SPATC1L). Bases 510 to 1295 code for a protein of 261 amino acids. The transcript has 4 exons. NCBI's taxonomy places the organism in Eukaryota, Metazoa, Chordata, Mammalia, Chiroptera, Pteropodidae. The record is from RefSeq and is a predicted model, not a curated record.
AAGAUGGCUGGCCGGCCUGGCACCCAAGCCGGAGGGCGUAUCCGUCGGCAACGUGCACCCCGGCGCUGCCACCAUGGUCCCUGGGUGGCCCCGGUGCUGGCACUGAGCUCCUCUCGCCGUCCCUCUGUGCCGGCCUCGGGUGCCUGCAGCCAUCUGCUCACACGCCGGGGCGUGGGGCCGAGGGUGAGGCGGCCCCCAGGAGCCCUGCACGGCGCUGUGGGGGGCCCUGGGAGGGAGUGUGGAGCCACACCCCGCCCGCCUUUAGCGACACGCAGGGUAGCAGGCUCUGACCAGUCACUGCGGGGGCCGUCACCUCUGCCAGAACAUUCUUGUGAAAGGGCCUCACCCUGCGGAGCGUGGGUGUGGCCUGUCGGGGGCAGAGGCGGGGGGCACAGGCCAUCUGGACAUGGACGGCGCACGAGCCCUGUGAUAAGCCCUUGGAGGGGAUGCUCUGAGGCCGCCUGGACAGGGCGCGCAGAGGACGACUUGGCGCCUGUGGACCUGCUGUCAUGCUGCAGACGGCGUCCCUGGAGGACCUGCUGUGCCCACACGCCCCCCUCUCCGGCGAGGACGACGCCGCCCCCAGCUGUGCGACCUCCUCCCACACGCCCUUCAAGGCUUUCCUCAGCCCCUCGGAGCUGCAUGCGCCCCGAAGCACCGACAGGAAGCUGCCCCCGCUCCUGAGCCCCCUGCAGGACCCGCUGGUGGACAAGACCCUGCUGGAGCCCAGGGAGAUGGCCCGGCCCAAGAAGGUGUGCUUCUCAGAGAGCAGCCUGACCUCGGGCGACAGGACCCGGAGGAGCUACUACCUUAACGAGAUCCAGAGCUUCGCCGGUGCCGAGAAGGACGGGCGCGUCGUGGGCGAGAUCGCCUUCCAGCUGGACCGGCGCAUCCUGGCCCAUGUCUUCCCUGGGGUGACACGGCUCUACGGCUUCACCGUGUCCAACAUCCCCGAGAAGAUCAAGCAGACGUCCAUCAAGUCCCUGGACGGCUCUGUGGACGAGAAGAAGCUGCGUGAGCUGACGCACCGCUACGUGACGCUCAUGGCACGCCUGGAGAAGCUGGGCUACAGCCGCGAGGUGCACCCGGCCUUCAGCGAGUUCCUCGUCAACACCUACGGCAUCCUGCAGAAGCGGCCCGACCUGCGCGCCAGCCCGCUGCACAGCAGCCCGGCCGCGCUGCGCAAGCUGGCCAUCGACAUCGUGCCCCCGAAGUUCCUGGGCGACUCCCUGCUGCUGCUCAACUGCCUGUGCGAGCUCUCCAAGGACGACGGCAAGCCGCUCUUCGCCUGGUGAGCCGGGCCCGCCGCCAGCCUCUCCUGCAAUAAACGUGUUUGUUCCAAACCUGGGGGCCGCCGUGCCUCCUGCGCGUCCCCUUGGCCAGGGGGAAGGGCCGCGUCCACGAGGGAGCGC